This is a messenger RNA of Cyphomyrmex costatus, 1489 nucleotides long. RefSeq names its product steroid receptor RNA activator 1. NCBI's taxonomy places the organism in Eukaryota, Metazoa, Arthropoda, Insecta, Hymenoptera, Formicidae. Gene Ontology annotation, biological process: regulation of transcription by RNA polymerase II. The transcript has 3 exons. The record is from RefSeq and is a predicted model, not a curated record. The coding region runs from base 313 to 1029 and encodes 238 amino acids. Gene Ontology annotation, cellular component: nucleus.
CGAAGUGUCUCGUUAUGUCAUAAUAAAGAACGAUGGAGAAAAAGAGAAAGACAAACAAGUAUCGGAUUUUUGUAUAUGAAUAAUGUUUUAUUUCCUAAUUCUAGUAGUGUACGACCGUACGGUAUGCGUUGUUUAAAUAAAACCAUCACUUGGUGAAAGUGAGUCAUCAUGUAUGUCGUCCCUGGAGUCUGACGAAUCUCGAUAUCAUUCGUUAACAAGACUGGUGAACGAAGGGAGAAUCGAUCAAAGGACACCGAGGACUUUACCUGCAAUAAUAUUCUUUUAUGUUGAACCUAACCUAUAAGCGUGGAAAUGGAGGAGAUUCCUGUCUCAUCCUCGCCGAAUGACAUAGUUUCUAGCCAGAAAUCGUUACCGUCCACUCACGAUCACGGAUGGAACGAUCCACCGGAGUGGGCAUUGUCCUCGCAGCAUAAUUCAUCAGGGACCUCCACCAAAAAACUUCUGAACAAGCGAGUGGCAUUUCCACUAUCCUCGCAUACCUCUUCUUCAGAGAAAGCUGCCGUUUUGCCUGCAUCAUUGAAUAUGCCUCCUAUGUUACAGUCUACCAUAGCUCCUACAAUAACCACAGCUCCCCACAAGCCUCUUCUGGCUCCUACUGAUAAAGACUGUGCAAAAACGGAGUCAGAUGACAAUUUUGAUAAAGAUCAAGCUUUGACAGAAAUUUUGACUAGUUUAGAAUCUGUGAUGACGGAGCAGAAGAUGGAAGAGAACAAGGUGAAGGAAAUACGAAAACGAUUAGAUAUCAUGAAAUCUAAUUGGCUUGAAAACAAACUGAAUGAUAAAGUACAGAGAAAUAUCUUAAACAUAUCGAAAGCGCUGCUAAGGAAAGAUAUCAAGGAAGCCGAUAAAAUCCAAGUCAUUCUUAUGACGCAGCAUGCACCUGUUUGUCAUACUUGGAUGCCAGCAAUCAGGCAUAUAAUAUUUGAAUUAAAAAAGGAAUCUGAGAAAUUCAACGACUUGCAACCAGAGCAGCUACCUUUGUUAUUUGUCAAUUCGAAGAAAAACUGAAUUUAUUGCUAAAAAUAAGCUUAAUAUAUAAAAACAUAAAAUAAUAAUUAAAUAUAAGAGUUAAAAUAAUUUAAAAAUAACUUGUUUAUUACUUUCCGACAUGCCUACAUCGCGUACGAUAUCUUUGCAGUGAAAGUAUCGAACAACAUUUUAUUUAAUACAAUGAAUGCUUUCCAGUCACUAGGAGAAGUACACGUAUGACACAGUAUAACACAGUAAAUUAUUUCAUCCUUUUAACAUUGACAUUGGCAAAUAUAUAAUGCAAUGAUUCACAUUGGGUUGCUUUCCAUUCGGUGACAAAAGUCGACACAGGUAUCGUUCUUUGUUACUUACGAUUAAAUUAGUUAUGCUAAAAGAGAUAGAAUAUUUGUAUCACAAAAUAGAAAAGAAAACUGUUUCUUAUAUUAUACCAUUUGUUUCUUAUUAGAAAGCAUGUAAUAUUAUGUCACAAUUGACUAGU